UAUGCCCCAAAUAGAGCUCGUUUAAGGCGCAAGGCAAGACAAGCUGCCGCAGCUGCGCUCUAGGCUUCGCUGAGUGUGUUGUAUAGGUUCCUGUGCCGCCCGCGAGGACACGCGGAGCCCCCGCUAGCAGCCGCCGUGUUCGCGUUGACCAGCACGAGCUCACCGCGCCGGAGGCGAUGGGAUCUGACCGGCAUACUGAUACGGCUCGCGACCUCAGGACCGAGCAGCGCGUCUAAAUCGCCAGCACCACUCUAGCUCUCUCUUCACUAUCACGCUUUCUCCUUCUCUUCCUCCUCACGCUCUUUGUUCAUCUCUCCUCCGCCUCUAUCCUCCCACCUCCUCCGCAUUUUGAAAAGGGUGAAAAUAAACCAGAUUUUUUUCCGCGUUUUUGCGUGAAUAGCGUUUUGAUGUUGGUGACAGAGCCGCGCAUGCGUGGCUGUGUUGUCGGAAUUGCGGGGCUGCUUCAGACUAAGUUUAUUUCUCUAAUCUUCAUCUCUGUGCUCGGAGUGAGUGAUGUGGACGACUCGAGACCGCUGGCGCACGGGGAUUCUCUCUCUCCCGGUGCUAGUCACCAUGGUUCUGGGCGCGCAGAGCCCGAGCGAACCUAGCAACAUGUCAUACGUCAAAGUCACCGUGGAUAAACUGCUGAAAGGCUACGACAUACGACUGAGGCCAGACUUUGGAGGUCCCCCUGUUGACGUCGUCAUGAGCAUUGACAUCUCCAGCAUUGAUAUGGUAUCAGAAGUGAACAUGGACUACACCAUCACCAUGUACUUCCAGCAGUCGUGGCGGGACAAGCGCUUGUCCUACACAGGGAUUCCUCUCAAUCUGACACUUGACAACCGCGUCGCUGACCAGCUCUGGGUGCCUGACACCUACUUCAUAAACGACAAGAAAUCCUUCGUUCACGGAGUCACUGUCAAGAACCGCAUGAUACGACUGCACCCAGACGGAACUGUUCUCUAUGGACUCAGGAUCACGACCACGGCCGCCUGCAUGAUGGACCUACGUAGGUAUCCCCUGGAUGAGCAAAACUGCACCUUGGAGAUCGAGAGCUACGGCUACACCACGGACGACAUCGAGUUCUACUGGCAGGGCGGGCAGUCGGUGAGGGGCGUGGAGGGCAUAGAGCUGCCCCAGUUCUCCAUCAUUGACUACCAAACCCUGUCCAAGAAAGCUGUAUUUGCCACAGGUUCGUACCCUCGUUUGUCUUUGAGUUUUAAGCUGAAGAGGAACAUCGGCUACUUCAUCCUGCAGACCUACAUGCCCUCCACCCUGAUCACCAUCCUGUCCUGGGUCUCCUUCUGGAUCAACUACGAUGCCUCCGCUGCUCGAGUGGCUUUAGGGAUCACUACCGUGCUGACCAUGACCACCAUCAAUACGCACUUGCGUGAGACGCUGCCCAAGAUCCCCUAUGUGAAGGCCAUCGACAUCUACCUGAUGGGCUGCUUCGUCUUUGUGUUCUUGGCCCUGCUGGAGUACGCCUUUGUCAACUACAUCUUCUUCGGCCGCGGGCCCCACCUGCAGAAGAGGAAGGCCGAGAACGCUGCCAAGAGCACCAAUGAGAAGCAGCGCAUGGAUGCCAACAAGGUCCAGGUGGACGCUCACGGGAACAUCCACCUGGCCAACAUGGACCUGCGGAACGACAUGACCGGCGUGGAGAUGCUGGGCAGCCUGGGCGGCACCAACACCAUGUUCGCCUACGACAGCGCCAGCAUCCAGUACCGCAAGCCGAUGACGGGCCGCGACCUCUACGGCCGGCCCACCCCCUCGCUGGAGCGGCCCCUGGGGCCCAAGAAGAGCCGCCUGCGUCGCCGGGCCUCGCAGCUGAAGGUCAAGAUCCCCGACCUGACGGACGUCAACGCCAUCGACAAGUGGUCGCGUGUCAUCUUCCCCAUCACCUUCACCUUCUUCAACCUGGUCUACUGGCUCUACUACGUGCACUAGACGCUCCCGACUCCCCCCCCCCACCCCCACCCCUGCUGUUGUUGGCCGCUCUGGGCUCUGCUCGCCAUGUCUGUCUGGCAAAGGAGUCGCUGCGUGUCGGCCAUCAUUUAAUUAUGACUUACUUGGAGGUGGAAGGAACAAGUCCCAAAACAGGAAAAAGGUUCUUUUCAGUGUACAUACAUUUGAAUAUAUAAAAAUAUAAAGACCUAUAUAAAUAUAUAUAUAUAUGACAAAAAGAAAAUUAUAAUUUAAAAGAGGAGAACAAAUGUUUAAAAGAAAUGUAAUUUAUUAAUAAUUUCUCUUUAUCUUGGCUUUUACUCUGUUCAUUCAUAGAGAUAGUCUAGUUAACAUUAGUCCAGAGAAUUAAGACACAAACUCAACUCAGCACCUGCAUUUGUGCCAAACACGGAUCGCAGAGACUGAUCUUCAUCACGCAAUGGCUUUUUCCCCCCCUGCAGGGAGACUCAUGCUCAUCCACAAACACACACACACACACACACGCACACACACACACACACACACACACACACACACACACACACAAGCAGACCUCCAUACAUACAUACACACAUACACUUGCACACAUAUACACACAUACUGUAUGAGCAGACACACACACACACAAAUACACACACACAUUUUGCAUGCCACCAACUAACCCAGACUUUAAAAAAAAUGAAGAAAAAAAAGCCCUGAGCAAAAUCCGAGAAAAAAAAAAGGAAUGUUUUUUUGUGUUGCUGCAUCCCGUGAAAUUCGCCAGCCAUCUACAGGGUCAGACAUGAGCUAUAGUGUCUGUUUAAAACCACAUCCUGCUUCUGAGUUUGUCCUUUUAGAAACUGCAAUUUAAAAAAAAACAAAACAAUAUUUCGUCGACGGCUUUUCUGUUUUGGUUUGGUUUCAGCUCUGCACAAACUAAGUUAGUCUUCACACCGAAUCCUCAUCUCCCGUUUGAGACUAUGUUAGGCUUGUUGAAGAGAGGGGAUGAGAGGGUCUCUUGAGGGUCACUCCACACGCGCAUUCACGACCCUCUUUUGUGUUCCGUGCAUAGUGCAUGUGUGUGUGUAUGUGUGUGUACAGACAUGCUAUUUUUGCACUAAGAAUUCAGCUGCCAGCUUUUUCUCUCUCAGCCAAAGUGAGUGUAGAUUCCUAUCACACACACACUUGUGCUUCUCCAGUAAAAAAAAAGACAAAUCAGAGACACACAGGAGGGUAUGAAAUUAGGAUCUGUAAUUGCUCUCCAGAAUCAGAUUUCAGAAACAGACAAAAAAAAAAAUCUAAGUAAUUCUCACAGUGUCUGUGAGUAUGUAAAAUGUAAUUUUCUUUAAAAGAAAACAGGUAACAAAUGACCGAUGAUGUCACCGUGCUUUCUUAGAGUCACUCGUACACACACACACACACACACACACACACACACAUACACACAUACACAUACACAUACACAUACACAUACACAUACACAUACACAUACACAUACACAUACACAUACACAUACACAUACACACAUACACAUACACAUACACACACAUACACACAGACACACUCAGACACAGUCUUUCUUUCCUUCUCUUUCUCUCUCUCUCUCGCUCUUUCACUCUCUCUCACUCCCGCUCUCUCUAUCUCUCUUUCUAUCACACACACAUAUGCACACACUAGCACACACACACACACACACACACACACACACACACACACACGCACAAGCCCUCUGAGCAGCACACGCCGUACAAUUGUUGGAUGAGUCCAUCCACAUCUAUUAGGUUUGUUGGGAGCAUGUGUGAGCCAUGCAUAUCAAGUAACACAUUGCACAUGCUGAAGGACGCACUAGCCCCUGUUUGGUUUGUAGGAUUACAUUUUCUUAGACCCCCUUACUCCCCCAAAGAAAAGAAAAACCACUUAGCUCAACAUUCCUUAUAGUUUGGUUCAUAAAAGUAUUUCAAGUUAUUAUCAUUUCUCUUGCUCCACAGUUAAUCUCAGAAAUUUGAUAUUGUAAACAAAGAUGAAUUCAGUUUAGAGUGAACCUAACACAGGCCUCUGUAUCAGCUGCCAGAUGAUCUUGGCCACCUUGGCUGUCGGUACGUAUUGGAGAUGAUCUAGGGUCAAUAUAAGGGAGUGUCCUCAACCAUCGCUAAGUACAAUCAGCCAGCCAUGAGCUUGAUUGAUUUAUCUCAGGCUAGGGCUAAACGCUCAGGGUAUGGUUGUGCUAGCGGUUUUUUAAUCGCGGUUCAGAGCGACGGUUUGAACUUUCUUUCAGUCUGCUGGAAGGUCAAGGUCAUUGGCCCAUUCAUGUGGUGCAUCUGCUACCUUGGCUGACAGGGAAAAAUAUAUAAUAAAUACAUUUAAAUAUAUAUAUAUAUACACACAAAUGUAAAACGGACAGACAUCAUCUCAAUUCGGAACAAGCGGAAACAGAAGUCGUAGAAAACAGGAAAUGAUUUUUAAAAAUCAAUAAUUAACGUAUCUCGCUUUCUCUUCUCAUGGCUGAAUUUGUGCCUUGAUACGAAAAAAAAAAAAUCUCGAUAUUUUACAGGGUUUCACUUCAACCUAGUGCAUAGUUUCAACUGAACUACUUGUACUUUUUUAGAGGACAAAAAGGAAGUGACCGACAGGUGGACUUAAGCUCUUUUAUGAUGCUAUGUAUUCAUAAGUAUCCAUUAAUAGUCAUCCAUGUAAAUGAGUAGUUGGUAGUCGGACAUUCCAGCGUUUCCAUGACAAUCUGUGAUUGGGAGGGAACCUGCUGUGGGAGAUUGGGAUUUUGGAUCUGGGAGGGCGAGAGGUCAGAGGUUGAAGGUCACCUUGCCAGCCUCUGUUCCCCUCUCUCUCCUCUCCAGCGUGCCAAGAGGAGCAUCUCCAGUCUGCUGAAAACACACAUAUGCACACACACACACACACACACACACAAAUCAUACACACUCUCCUACCCUGCACACAUAGCCUCUUCCACACACAUAAAGCAUGUGCAUGCACAUGUCACAGGAGCAUCACAUCUCCCUCUGUCACACACACACACAGACAUACAGACACACACACACACACACACACACACAGACACACACACUGACACAAGAAAAUAGCACAUACAUGCCUCAGCGCUGAGACUAGACUUGGUAUGACUCUCAGUGCUUGGAGACACACACACACACACACACACACACACACACACACACACACACACACACACACACACACACCCAGACACUCACACAGACACACAGACACAGACACAGACACACACACACACACACACACACACACACACACACACACACACACACACACACACACACACACACACACACACACAAACACACACACCACAUGUCUAAUCAGCUUCAUUGGACUGGGAUGUCUACCACAGCGGAUGCCAAAAAAGGGUGAAGAUUUCAUAAGGUUCCUUCGAAGCUCUUACAGGAUACUGACUGGGCUCAAUUGUGUAUAAUUGCUGUAAACUUCACUCACGCUCUCUUUUUUCUCUAUGUGCUCUCAUUGCAAUGUGUGAAUGCAUGUGUGUGUGUGUGUGCGUGUGUGUGAUAUGCUAGUGUGAUCGAUUAUGUGUGUGUAUGAGAGGAUGUGAGAGUGUGUGUGUGUGUGUGUGUGUGUGUGUGUGUGUGUGUGUGUGCAUGUGUGCCUGUGUGUGUGCGUGCGAGUGUGUGUGUGCGCGCGUGUGUGUGUGUAUGCGUGUCAGCAUAUGGAUGCAAGCACACUUGUACAUGUAAACUCCAGUGUUCCUGGAAUUUGAAGGAUUCAAAUAAAAUAU
This is a messenger RNA of Sardina pilchardus (European sardine), 5701 nucleotides long. It is a transcript of the gene gabrb1, whose product is annotated as gamma-aminobutyric acid type A receptor subunit beta1. Lineage: Eukaryota; Metazoa; Chordata; Actinopteri; Clupeiformes; Clupeidae. Gene Ontology annotation, biological process: nervous system process; chemical synaptic transmission; regulation of membrane potential. The transcript has 9 exons. The record is from RefSeq and is a predicted model, not a curated record. Gene Ontology annotation, cellular component: GABA-A receptor complex; plasma membrane; synapse. Gene Ontology annotation, molecular function: chloride channel activity; GABA-A receptor activity; neurotransmitter receptor activity. The coding region runs from base 514 to 1947 and encodes 477 amino acids.